Molecule: messenger RNA, 279 nt
Organism: Penicillium malachiteum
Lineage: Eukaryota; Fungi; Ascomycota; Eurotiomycetes; Eurotiales; Aspergillaceae
Product: dolichol-phosphate mannosyltransferase subunit 3
Exons: 3
Coding region: 1-279 (92 amino acids)
Biological process (GO): GPI anchor biosynthetic process
Cellular component (GO): endoplasmic reticulum membrane; dolichol-phosphate-mannose synthase complex
Source: RefSeq, a predicted model, not a curated record
AUGACGCGCGCGCAACAGACCCUCUCCGUUCUCCUCCUCGUCUCCUCCCUUUAUCUCAGUCUCUACCUUGGACUUGUCCCCCUCAACGAGACUAUCCAGACUGAAAUCAUCCCCGUGCUCCCAUUCUGGGCAAUCAUCUGCUUCGGAUGUUACCUCCUUUCCCGUCUCGGUCUUGCUAUCUUCACUUUUAACGACGUCCCUGAGGCCCACGCGGAGCUGCAGAAGGAGAUUGAGCAGGCUAAGAUCGAACUGCGCCAGGGCAAGAUCGAUGUCGACUAA